Molecule: messenger RNA, 2048 nt
Organism: Paramuricea clavata
Lineage: Eukaryota; Metazoa; Cnidaria; Anthozoa; Malacalcyonacea; Plexauridae
Source: the annotation of a GenBank genome assembly
GGGGGGCGAAAAUCCUGGGACACCGGUUUGGAAAUACACUCAGACUAACAUCACAAGCAUCAAACUGCACCCUGUUUGGGCAUGCUGAUAUGUUUAUUUCCUGUUUGUACGAAAUCGGCAAAAGAUGUCCGUCCCAGUCGGGUGGGACUGAAGCAUUCAUAUGGAGAAUUUUAUCCCACUUGACGAGAUGAGUUUCCUGGUCGGGCUGUCUUGUUUCACAUGAACACAAAUUGAAUUUUAUGUGCGUUGCGGACAAAAGAUGACAUGUAGAUUUCACCCAGAUGAGUUUCUCAGUAAGCUGAGCUCACAUAUAGUCACACGAAACAGGUCCUAAAUGCAAGAUCCGAGGAAUAUUAGGGUAGUUUCUGCCUCCCCCCCCCCCCAGUUAACAGCAUGACAUUUUUGAAAGAAGCUAGCUAACUAGCUUACUGAUUUCUGCCACUAUAGGAUACCGAAUCAUGGGUUCGAGCUGUUCCAUUCUCAACGACACGCACCACGAUGUCUGGAUGACUCAUGAAAUAGACUGGGAACUUUUGAUUGGGGUAACGCGUGGCUUGGUCACCCUGUGUGCGAUUGGGGCCAGUCUGCUCGCCCACGUUGCAGAGAAGGAGGGAGAAAGGGGGACGAGUCGUAACAACGUGGCCGCACGCGAAAUAACCGAAAAGAAAACAGCAGGUUUGACAAAAAAUGGUUGGCAAAAUGUGGCUUCUGUACUUAAAAUGAGCGACGGGGUGUUGUCAGAAUUUCUUAGUAUACCUCAAAGCGAGGCUAAAAAGAUGAAGUCCGCCAUCAAAGAGUUCCAGGAGAAAGCCGAGUUGAUCAAGCCUGGUGAAAAGUACACAUGGUCUGGGACUCUGUCUCUCACGAUGCGUGUUUAUGUUAUGAAUGAUAAGUUGCAGUGUGAUGAUAAAAGCUGUCUCACAGGCCCUACUGCAAACUCGGAAAGAAUCUACACCAUAUCAGAGUAUUUUAAAAAGCUGGACAUGUACUAAGGAUCAAAGAAUGACUGUUCCAUUUCUUUUCCCGUUAACUAUAUAGUUACAUGAUCUGACUAUUACUGCAUGUAACAUUACUUAUAAAAUUACUUGAGAGUUUUUAGUCCGGGCAUCUUCACUCGUUGUCAAGAGAGUUCCAUAAGACAGUUGUUAAGAUGCGGAUUUCUUCAAGUAAUUCAUCUUUGGUUUUGGAAGACUUAUGAUAACUAUUGCAUACUACUGUAUACUUAACAGAAUUGAUAAAAAAAUAAGGUCGCAAGUCGUUUGACUUCGAUUGACGAGAUGUCCCAGAAAUAACAAGACAUAUUUCUAGUUUCUCUUACAAUGAAAAGUAAUUCAAUUCAAUGAAAAAUUCUUAUUUAUUAAAACGCCUAAAAAACACACGCCUCCAAAUUAACUAUGCAAGUAAAAACAUCCUCUGUAUAAAGGGUGUACCCAAAAUACUCCCACUAUGGUUUGUGAUAUUGCAACGUCAGCUUUGAUAUAGAAGUUUCAGAUUGUUAUACUAGAUUAAUAAUUAGCGCCUAUCGUUUUAUCCCAUUGAUAGUUGACUUACCAAAAUAAAUUUGCCUUCUAGAUUCACUUAAGGAGUUAAGGUUGCCAUCUUAAGUAUAUUUAUACACCAAUAUUUCAACUUGUCCAAAUUAUAGAAAUUAGGUGAAAAGUAAUUCAGGCUUAAAAGGGAAGGUUUAAAAAGAAUUCCAACCUGUCUACUCUUAAAGACAAGGUUUGUGAUCUCUAAAGGCCUGUAAAAUCAGUAUUUUAAGGCCUGUAAAAUCAGUAUUUAAGGCCUGUAAAAUCAGCAUUUAAGGCCUGUAAAAUCAGUAUUUACGUUGUCCAGUUUGCAGUCCGUAAUAUGUCGUGUUUUAGUGUUAGAUGGAUGGACUUAGUAUAUGGGAUUCUAGUUCUAAUUGUUUUUGUUUGUGGAAACACCACGUAAAUUUACAAAAAAAAAUUUAAAUUUAACAAAAACAAUUAUAUUUUAUCGCCAUGCAAACAUUCAAAGAACUUAUUACGAUUUUAGUUCUGUUAUCCAAUCCUUCAAUCAUAGCU